AUGCAAGACGACCUCGAUGAGGCAGCUUUUAAAGCUACAAAGGCACGAAGAAGGACCUCUCGAGACCCUAGGCCUGUCGCAACAGCUGAUUCGGACCUUUGGCACGCUCGCCUCGGUCACCCUGGCCCUCAAGCACUCGAAAUGCUUGGCCAACGAAAGGGUAUUCGCAUUAAGGGCCCAAGGACCGUUGAGUGCGAACCAUGCGCCCAAGGAAGGGCCUAUAGACAGGUCUCAAGGCGAACCCCGAAUAAGGAUCGAAGUCAUCCUUGCGAAGAAAUCUGGAUCGACUGGACCGACCUAUCCCCUGAUUAUAAGGGAUUCGUUCGAGUGAUGUUCAUAACAGACGCCUAUUCAGGCAUGAUUUUCCCCUACUUUCUCCGGACCUAUCAAAACAAACACAACUGGGGGGCACUUAGGGACUUCGUUAGCUGGAUGAAGCUUCGAUUUGACUAUAGUGUAAAGACCAUUCGUUCAGACGGAGAACUCUUUACUAAGGCAACUAAGAAGUGGCUUCGAAAGAAGGGUAUCUCAGCAGAACCCUCGUCCCCAAACACCCAAUCCCAGAAUGGAGGUGCCGAGAGAUCAGGAGGUGCCCUAAUGGAGAGGGCCGCAAGAUGA
Hirsutella rhossiliensis is the source of this 618-nucleotide messenger RNA. RefSeq names its product integrase core domain-containing protein. Gene Ontology annotation, molecular function: nucleic acid binding. The record is from RefSeq and is a predicted model, not a curated record. Gene Ontology annotation, biological process: DNA integration. The transcript has a single exon. The coding region runs from base 1 to 618 and encodes 205 amino acids. NCBI's taxonomy places the organism in Eukaryota, Fungi, Ascomycota, Sordariomycetes, Hypocreales, Ophiocordycipitaceae.